AAGCAAUUGGAAACACAUUGUUUAAAGUUGAGUUGUAUUUAUGUUCUCAUAACUCAUAAUUGGUCAAUGUCCAUGUUUAUCUCGCCGUAUUUUCGUGUUUUGCAUUCCUAAAAACUCAAUUUCCCAUGAAGCUUUGCGGCAUCACUUGAUGCUUCGCUGCUCUCACAUGACAGAAUCAACAUAUCUCUGACCAUACAAGUUAUAACGAGUUACCACACUUCCCGAAAAACAAAAUUGAUGUCCACAACGAACAGAAAGAUAAGCCCGUACAGUUAUGUCAGUCAUGGCGCCUUCUCCUGAAAAAAAACUGACAGGCCUUGUUGCAGCAACGUUUACUCCAUUCACCCCAGAAGGUGAACUCAACCUAGUAAAGAUUGGACCUUAUGUUGACUACUUGACAAAGAAGCAAGGUGUUAAUAGAAUAUUUGUCAACGGCACCACCGGAGAGAGCAUGUCUCUCAGUGUUGCAGAGAGGAAGAUCCUGGCUGAGGAGUGGUGUGAGAAAGCCAAGGGAAAAAUGCAUCAGGUCAUUGUGCAUGUUGGCUGCAUGAGCCUCAAAGAUUCCCAAGAACUGGCUCGCCAUGCCGCGGAGAUCAAGGCUGAUGCAAUCGCAGUCAUUGCCCCCUCCUUCUUCAAGCCCAGUACUACAGACGCGUUGAGGUCAUUCCUCCAGAAAGUGGCGUCACAUGCCCCAAAUCUACCUUUCUAUUAUUACCAUAUUCCAUCUGUCACCGGUGUUAAUGUGCUGGUGAGAGAUGUGUUGGAAGGUAUUGAGGAGCUCAUUCCCUCGUUCAGUGGUGUGAAGUUCAGCGGGAGUGACCUGAUGGACUUUGGCCAGUGUGUCAGCUACAGCCAGCCUCACUGGUCACUCUUCUACGGCAUGGACGAGCAACUGCUUGCAGCUCUGGCGAUGGGCGCCAACGGAGCAGUCGGAAGCACAUAUAACUACGUAGGAUGCCCCGUCAACGAGCUCAUAUCCGCGUUCGAGAAAGGCGACCUUGUCCAAGCCAGGACAAUCCAGUUCAAGAUGCAAGAGCUUCUCCGUUAUGCCUCAAAACUUGGCUUUGAUCUGGGAGUGAACAAGCAGCUGAUGAAUGAGGUGUCAGGCUUGUGUCUCGGGCCCCCUCGGCUCCCCGUGAUGCCGUGUCCUCACGCCCACGCUCUGUCCAUCACACAGAAAUAUCACAGCAUUUUCCCUGAAUACUGAUGUUUAUGCUGGAUUGUUGAAAUUCCUCAACUCAACGCAGCAAUUCUGACUUAAACAUUAAACCUCAAUGUUAAAAAGGUAAAAAUGUUCACGAUGGAGGAAAUCUCACGUUAACAAAUAUUUUAAUCUCGGUGUGUAUUAUUUCACAAAACGUGUAAUGUUUAAAUCAUAUCUCCAAUUACAAAAAGGGGAAUGUGUCAUUGUUGUUGUUGCUGCACUUAGGGAACUUGGGAGUCUGUCACACAUCAGCAGUGUUACAUUAUUCUGUACUGUGUAAACUGAAUCUCAUUUUAGGAGUUUCAGUACUUACAAAACCUUGUUUUGUAAUUCACAUGGCAUUCAAAAAAAUGAAAUAUGAUUAUGACUAUUCAAGUCAUAGUUUUUGUGUUUUAGGUUCUCCAUCACUGAAAUAAAAGUUUGUAAAAUGUUUUAGCUUGAAAAUUUAAGAUGCUAUUUCAUGAAAGUAUGAUCACUCCAGAAAAGGGAAAAUGACGUAUUAAAGGUUGCAAGAAAAGAGCGUAAAACCCUCGAAAAUGAGAUUCCUUAUGAAAUAAUUACUUUCUGAAUUACUUAUUAAAGGGACAUGCAUUGUGUAAUUAUGUAUUGUUUUAACAAAUAGUCACUGAUUUCAUACUAAUAAAUAAAUAAAUAAAUGCAUUGAUUCAUU
This is a messenger RNA of Cottoperca gobio, 1874 nucleotides long. It is a transcript of the gene npl, whose product is annotated as N-acetylneuraminate pyruvate lyase (dihydrodipicolinate synthase). The transcript has 12 exons. Bases 275 to 1207 code for a protein of 310 amino acids. Gene Ontology annotation, molecular function: lyase activity. NCBI's taxonomy places the organism in Eukaryota, Metazoa, Chordata, Actinopteri, Perciformes, Bovichtidae. The record is from RefSeq and is a predicted model, not a curated record.